Molecule: messenger RNA, 764 nt
Organism: Nothoprocta perdicaria
Lineage: Eukaryota; Metazoa; Chordata; Aves; Tinamiformes; Tinamidae
Product: amine sulfotransferase-like
Exons: 4
Biological process (GO): sulfation
Cellular component (GO): cytoplasm
Molecular function (GO): sulfotransferase activity
Source: RefSeq, a predicted model, not a curated record
GUUAUUUAUGUUACCAGGAACCCCAAGGAUGUCGUGGUUUCGUAUUAUCACUUUWCCAAAAUCAUAACCACGCUAGAGGAAGUCUCAGAUUUCAACCUUCUCUUAGAGACAUUUUUAGCUGGCAAAGUCGUGGGUGGUUCAUGGGUGGAUCAUGUUACAGGCUGGUACAGCCACGCUCAGGAUUUCAACAUACUCUUCCUUACCUACGAAGAAAUGAAAAAGGAUCUCAGAAGUGCUGUGCUCAAGAUCUGCAACUUCCUGGGCAAGCAGUUGAGUGAAGAGGAAGUGGAAAGCGUGGUGAGACAGGCUACGUUUGAGAACAUGAAGAAAGAUCCCCGAGCAAACUAUGAGGAAAUGCCAGGAUUUCUCAAAGAGGACCGAAAGGGUCACUUUCUACGUAAAGGCACUGUUGGAGACUGGAAAAACCUCAUGACAGUAGCACAGAGUGAAAGGGUUGAUGAAGUUCUGAAAAAGAAAAUGGRGAGUCUGCCCAUCAAAUUCAUCUGGGAUAUUAACGAUAAGAUGUAGGCUGCUUUCCUGGGUCAUCAUCCUUUGCUGUUCAGAGUGGAUGUACACGUUGGGUGAAAGAACAAAGCACACUAAUUUCCAGCUGCAUUGUGGAAAUAAAGUUCUAACAGCUCAUUCACAAUACACGACUAGACCAAGGAGGCAUCUCAGUUACACCUGAAGCUUCACAAUCUAUUUUAGCUUAUUUUCAUUGCUGUAAACUACAAUUUGAUUCCUCUGUAUUCGCUUUUACUCUC